This is a messenger RNA of Rhopilema esculentum, 2229 nucleotides long. Its product is annotated as putative sodium-coupled neutral amino acid transporter 12. NCBI's taxonomy places the organism in Eukaryota, Metazoa, Cnidaria, Scyphozoa, Rhizostomeae, Rhizostomatidae. The record is from RefSeq and is a predicted model, not a curated record.
ACACACGAAAAACACGGCCGUCACGUGAAAUGGGCCUUGCAUUCAAUCAGUCAUGUGAGGAGCACAGUCUGUUGUUACCUGUUUUUCUAGCCUUUUGUUAGUUUUGAAACGGUUUAGAGAUAUGUAAGAGGAAUUUUUUAAUAAAUUUAGUGAGCUGCUAAUCCCUCUUAGCAGUUCAGGAUGUCUCCGAAGAUGCACUCUGCAGAAGUAUCCACGAUAUAUCUCUUCAACCUCGUCGUUGGUGCAGGUGCAUUAGCUUUGCCCCUGGCAUUUGCUCUGACAGGAUGGGUAUUGGGCAUUAUAGCAAUAAUUAUCCUGUCUGUAAUGAGUUUUAUAACAGCAACUUUCAUGGUAGAAGCAAUGUCUAUUUCAAAUGCUAUAGUUCGAUGGCAGAUGAUUGCUAGUAGGAGAAAUAAGCAAGCAAAUGGAGAUAUUGAGCAUACUUUGUCGCAUCCUGAUUUGAUUGUUAAUUGUGAAGAAGCUAGUCUUUUGCCAGAUCAAAGCUCUCAAGUUGAUCCAGAUGCUCCUUGUUACAAUAUAAAAGAUAAAAUGGAAAUGGGGCAGAUGGCAAAGCUACUUUUCAAUCGUAUUGGGAUAAACUUGUUCUACAUUGUCAUAGCCCUGUAUUUGUAUGGAGAUCUUGCUAUUUAUGCAGCAGCUGUGCCAAAAUCUCUGACUCGUGUUUUAUGCAUGCAUGUAAAGCCUUCAAAUAAUUCAACAUCUGCUGAGGACCUAUGCUUCAAAAGUAUCAGCAAAGAGGGUGUUUAUAGGCUUAAUGUGCUUGCAUUUACCUUGGUUCUUGGGCCUUUUGUAUUUUUUGACCUUGGAAAGACCAAAUACAUGCAAAUAGCAACCACUGUUUUACGAUGGCUUGCCUUUAUUCUGAUGAUUGCUUUGGCAUUAUAUGGCAUUGAGCGGCAUAAAAACAGGGGUAAUGCUCCUGUAUUUAAUCUUUCCAAGCUGCCAAACUUCUUCGGGGUAAGCGUGUACUCAUUCAUGUGCCAGCACAGUCUGCCGUCAAUCCUCACGCCAACAAAGCAGAAAAACCGAAUGAAUAUGAUCUUAACCACGAGUUACUCUGCGAUAAGUGCUUUCUAUCUUCUUUUGACACUGACUGCCGUCUUUUGCUUCCCAGUGGAAAAGCUCAAUGACAUUUACACGUUGAACUUCUUGGAUUCCUGGCCGGGUUUUGCGUAUUUCCUGGCCCUGUUUCCCGUCUUUACUUUGAGCUCCAACUUUCCAAUUAUCGCCAUCACGUUAAGAGAAAACAUUAAAAGUAUCUUUCAGCGAGAAGGUAAAUCUUGCUCCGCUAUUGUCGAUAGAAUUGUUUUCCCUUUAGUCACGAUUUUACCUCCAAUAGCUGUAGCGUUUGUAACACAAGAUGUGGAAAUGCUCGUUGGCGUCACCGGAUCCUACGCUGGCUCGAUAAUCCAGUAUGUUAUACCAGUUACGUUGGUGUUCUGUGGUCGAAAACAAGCUCGAAAGCUUUUCGGCAGUUACGUGAAUAAGCAUCGGUCGAUAUUUCGGCAUCGGUGGUGGAUCUUCUUCGUCAUCGUCUGGACUGUUCUUUGUAUUGGACUUGUGACUGUUCAGCACUUCUUAGAUCUUUUUGAUAAAAACUGAUUAAUGUCAAAUUUAGCCAAUUUUUCGCAACAGACGAGUGCAUUUUCUGGUAUGAUAUUUUAGAGCUCCGGGUACAAACUUUGUUUGGAUCAGUUCCAUUAGCCAGAAGCUGGCCUAAGAAGGAUUUUUGGUACAAGCCCCCUUACGAUACUGGUACCUUGCACAGCGCUUUCAGAAAGGCAGAAACUUUUUGGAUCUGUUUGUGCCGCGUACUCGCAUUAACGUUCAAAAGUUUAGUUUCCAAUCUUACUGGAGUUACCAAUUACAUUUUGAGUUUCAGCUUCAGUGAACUGCAAUCUGAUGGAACAAACUGUAACAGCUUUGUAACUGAGAUGGAGCAAUUUUUCAAAGAAAUCCAGAAUUUAAUGAACUUGCUGGCCCACAUGAAAAUCUCGAAUCUCCACAAGAACGAUGAAAAUUGUUUGAUUUAGAGAACGUUCAGGUUAUCGGGGGUAGGUUCAAAGGGAAUUCAAAAACAAUUCAAGUUUCCUGGGUUCGAUUUAUCGGGGGCUAUAACCAUGUCGCAGGGCUUGAGUUAUUAAGGGUUAGAGUUAACGUGGGUUAGGGUUAGGGUUAGGGUUAGGGUUAGAGUUAACGUGGGUUAGG